UAACAAUAUAUUUCGUUUAUUAUUAUCGAUUGUAAAGGAUUAAUAAAAUAAUUCGAUAAAAAAUUAAACUACCAGAGAGAGCGCAAAUCGCAGUGACUUCAAUCGUAUAUACAGUAUUGAUCAAUACAUUAGAGUAGUUCACGGAUGUUGAUUAUAUGUCGUGUUAGACAUAAAAAUCUGUUAGCAGAUAAAAAUGUAGAUAAUUUUGAAAUUUAAUAUUAUUUUAUUAAAGGCAGCUCUUUCUCUAUAUCUCUCUUUUUCUCUUUCUCGUUUUUUUCACUAUUUAUAAUUUUUUUAAAUAGAAAUUCUUAAUCUUCUGAGAAGUUAGAGAAAAAAAGGAGUGAAAAUAAGAAAUUGUUUAUUCCAUAAUGAUUUUUUUCAAGACUGCUUUAUUUUUUGGACUUCUAAUACUCGUAAGUGCUGGACGAGAAUAUCAAAAGAAAGACAUAAUUGCUCUCAGAGAAGAAGUGCGAUCUAUGUUUGAUCAUGCAUAUUCCAGUUAUUUAACUUAUGCAUAUCCUUAUGACGAAUUGAGAUCACUUAGUUGCGAUGGUUUUGAUACAUGGGGUAGUUUUUCAUUAACGUUGAUCGACGCUUUAGAUACUUUAGCUGUUAUGGGAAAUUUUUCAGAAUUUCGUCGUGUAGCCGAGAUAAUAAGUGAUAGGGAAAAUUUUGAAGCUAAUAUUAAUGUAUCUGUUUUUGAAACAAACAUACGAGUGGUUGGUGGACUUUUGAGUGCUCAUUUAUUGUCACGCAAAGCUGGUGUACCUUUAGAACCAGGAUGGCCAUGUAAUGGUCCUUUGUUACGUCUUGCUGAAGAUAUGGCUAAAAGAUUACUUCCUGCCUUUGAUACACCAACAGGAAUGCCAUAUGGAACUGUUAAUUUGAAAUAUGGAGUUCCUGAAGGAGAAACAAGCAUUACAUGUACAGCAGGCAUAGGUACCUUUCUAUUGGAAUUUGGAACACUUUCUCGUUUAACUGGUGAUCCUCUUUAUGAAGAAGUUGCUAUGAAUGCUUUAAAAGCAUUAAAUCAUUAUAAAUCUAAUAUUGGAUUAGUUGGUAAUCAUAUUGAUGUUUUGACUGGUCAUUGGACUGCUCAAGAUUCUGGAAUUGGUGCAGGAAUUGAUUCAUAUUUUGAAUAUUUAGCAAAAGGCACGCUAUUGUUCCAGGAUCCAUGGUUAGCUGCAAUGUUUCAUGAACACAAAGCUGCUAUUGAAAAAUAUAUUCGCAGAGAGGAUUGGCAUUUAUGGGUUUCUAUGACAAAAGGUCAAGUGACCUUACCAGUGUUUCAAUCUUUAGAUGCUUAUUGGCCUGGUAUAUUAAGUCUGUUUGGAGAAAUUGCAGAUGCCAUGAAAUCUUUACAUAAUUAUCAUCGUGUUUGGAAACAAUUUGGCUUUACUCCAGAAUUUUAUAAUAUUCCCCAAGGUGAAGCUGGAACAAAUCGAGAAAGUUAUCCAUUAAGACCAGAACUUAUAGAAUCUGUGAUGUAUUUAUAUAGAGCAACUGGAGACCCAUAUCUAAUUCAAGUAGGAGUUGAUAUACUUAGAAGUUUACAACAUAGUGCUAAAACUAAAUGUGGUUAUGCAACCAUUAAUGAUGUACGUGAUCAUCGAAAAGCAGAUAGGAUGGAAUCUUUUUUUCUUGCUGAAACAACAAAAUAUCUUUAUCUUCUUUUUGAUCCAGACAAUUUUAUUCAUAACAAUGGACAACAAGGGGAUGUAAUAAAAACACAAUGGGGUCAUUGUAUUGUUGAUUCUGGUGGAUAUGUUUUUAAUACAGAAGCACAUCCCAUUGAUCCUGGUGCAUUAUAUUGCUGUCGCAGGAUACAAAAUAUGUUACCGGAUAAAAUAACUUCAGAUAAAUUUUUUACAAAAUACGAUUUAAAAGAAGAAUACAAUACAAAAGAUACAAUUCAUAAAGAUGAUAAUAUAAAUAAAAAUGAGACCAAUAAUUUUGUUGAAAUAAUAAAAUUAUCACAAUUGAGACAUAAACCUACAAAUGAAGUAAAAGAUAAAAAGUAUGAAAAUGUUGAAACAUUAUUUAUGCAGGAAUUUCUUUCUGAAAAUGUUUCAAAAAAUGAAGAUGAAACUAAUAAGAAUAAAACCCUUCAUUCUGAUUCCGCAAAGAUGCAAGUUAUAGCAGAACCAAAUGUAAUUUAUAAAGCUGACGAUAGUGAAACUACAGAUACUUUUGAGACAUCUAUUACUUCAAAUGACCAAUAUGAUUCUACAACAGUUCAGAAUAAUUCAAAACUAUCUAAGAAAGCAAUUAGCAAUCAAAUUACAAGAUUUGAACCACAAAUUAUGUUAGAAAAUAUUAGAAAAAAAAAUAUGUAUCCAACAAAUACGACAGCAAGAUUGAUGUAUCAGACUUUGUCUUGUCAGUCGCAAUCAUUCCUACAACGAAUAUCUAUUAUAGGAGAAUUCUUUUAAUAUUUAUUUCAAAAAUUUUACUUGUAUAAUUUUUAGUUUUUUAUUCUAUUCGUUCAGUAAAUCUUUCUUUAAUUUUAUUGUUAGUUUAAUCGUAUUAAAAAAAUAU
Messenger RNA from Vespa mandarinia (Asian giant hornet), 2538 nucleotides. RefSeq names its product ER degradation-enhancing alpha-mannosidase-like protein 2 (gene Edem1). Gene Ontology annotation, cellular component: membrane; endoplasmic reticulum. The record is from RefSeq and is a predicted model, not a curated record. Lineage: Eukaryota; Metazoa; Arthropoda; Insecta; Hymenoptera; Vespidae. Gene Ontology annotation, biological process: carbohydrate metabolic process; endoplasmic reticulum mannose trimming; mannose trimming involved in glycoprotein ERAD pathway. Gene Ontology annotation, molecular function: calcium ion binding; mannosyl-oligosaccharide 1,2-alpha-mannosidase activity.